Messenger RNA from Rotaria socialis, 774 nucleotides. Lineage: Eukaryota; Metazoa; Rotifera; Eurotatoria; Philodinida; Philodinidae. The record is from the annotation of a GenBank genome assembly.
AUGCUUUCUCAGGAGCAAAAGAAACUUGGGUGGACUUGGGCUAAUUCAGCUCAAUGGUCAAUAAAUUUUCCAUGUGCUAAUGGAUUAUGCCAAUCUCCAAUUAAUAUAAAGACAAGUGAUACUGUUCCAAAGUUCUUUUCGUCUCUGAACUUUUCUUCAAAAUACGAUUCGGAUUUAAUGUUUACUAUGACAAACAAUGGCCAACAAAUACAGAUGACAUUUCCUAAAGAUUCCAAUGAACAAACCGGCGAUGAAUUAUAUUUAACUGGUAUUAAUUUAAUUGGAAAAUAUCAUUUUUCAGAUCUUCAUAUGCACUGGGGAGCCGAUAACAAGCAAGGUGCUGAACAUCAAAUAGAUGGAAAUCGUUUUGCAGGUGAAGCACAUUUUGUGCAUAAAAAUAAAGAUACUCAACAAUUGGCUGUACUUGCAAUCUUUUUAACAGUAUCUGAUAUUGGCAACAAAUCGAAUGAAUGGGAUAAAUAUGCUAAUAUUGCAAGUCAAUUAACGAAAACUGAUGAUAAAACAACAUGCGUAUUGAAUUUAAGUCGACUCAUGCAAAUGAAACAUACAGAAUUUUAUCGUUAUGAAGGUAGUUUAACGUCGCCACCAUGUACUGAAGGUAUUAUAUGGACAGUAUUUCCUUAUGAAGUUCCAAUUAAAGAAGAAAGUUUAAAUGCUCUACGCCAAAACAUUCUACCCAAUACUUAUCGACCGUUGCAGCCAUUAAAUGGUCGAACUGUUUUUCGAAACUAUGAACAUUCACAAACGAUUUAA